AUGACGCCUCAGCCUACCUCCUACGACCCCGACAAUGUCUUCGCAAAGAUCCUUGAUGGACGUCUUCCGUCUUACAAGAUUUUCGAAACAGAACACAGUUUGGCGAUCUUGGACGCCUUUCCGACAGCGCCUGGCCAUUCCCUGUUGAUAUCAAAGGCACCAGUGGCGACAGUGAUGGAAUUGAAUGAACAGCAGGCGGCGGACGUUCUAAAAGAGUUGCCUCGACUUUGCCGGGCAGUACAACUGGCAACCAACUGCGACGGCGUGAACGUUCUCCACAACGGAGGAGCGGCGGCGGGCCAAAUCGUGCACCAUUUGCAUUUUCACGUCUUACCUCGUUUUUCAGGAGACGGCCUUUUCUCCCAACCACAGAGUGCGAAGUCAAUGAUAACUGCAGAGGAGGCAACCGCGGUAUUGGGCAAGAUAAGGUCAAAUCUGUAA
This is a messenger RNA of Eimeria maxima, 441 nucleotides long. RefSeq names its product HIT domain-containing protein, putative. The record is from RefSeq and is a predicted model, not a curated record. Bases 1 to 441 code for a protein of 146 amino acids. Gene Ontology annotation, biological process: sulfur compound metabolic process; purine ribonucleotide metabolic process. The transcript has 3 exons. Lineage: Eukaryota; Apicomplexa; Conoidasida; Eucoccidiorida; Eimeriidae. Gene Ontology annotation, molecular function: adenylylsulfatase activity.